This is a messenger RNA of Coregonus clupeaformis (lake whitefish), 5232 nucleotides long. Its product is annotated as SHC-transforming protein 2. Gene Ontology annotation, cellular component: plasma membrane. Lineage: Eukaryota; Metazoa; Chordata; Actinopteri; Salmoniformes; Salmonidae. Gene Ontology annotation, molecular function: receptor tyrosine kinase binding. The record is from RefSeq and is a predicted model, not a curated record. Gene Ontology annotation, biological process: intracellular signal transduction; cell surface receptor protein tyrosine kinase signaling pathway. Bases 1576 to 3693 code for a protein of 705 amino acids. The transcript is spliced from 13 exons.
UCACAACCAAAUAUAAUCUUAGCGACUGUUUAAGCAAGAAUCAAAACAUAAUUGUAGCAUAUUAUGAGAACCCCCAAAAGUUAUUUUGUUUAGAAGUAAUAAAAACGUAAAUCUAAGCUAUGUUGAAUGGGCACGGAUGGCGAUGGCUUUCUUACUGCCGCCAAGAGUCACGCGCGUCUGUGAUGAGGUCAGUGUGUCGUGUAUUGGAAAAGGGUCUAUAUAGUCAAUAUGAAUUGUUUUCAUAUUCUAUAACUAAAUUAAAUUGAUUAAAUUUUACAUAUGCUAGUUAGAAAAUACGUUAUUUUCAGCUACUGUAUUGUUGACAGGUGUACAUUCAUUAUUGCUUUUUCCUUAUUAUUGACUAAGGUGCUGUGCCAAACCAUUUGCAAAAUUAUUAUUGCCUUCAGUAGUUAUGGAUGAAGUACAAACCUUUUUAUUCUACACUACCGGUAGUGUAUGUACUGUAGGUGGGUGGGGGGUAAACACCUACAAACAGAACACACAACGAAGGAGAGUACUUCCUGUUAUUUGUUGCCUGUGACAGAGGAUGCAGUUUGAACGCGAUACUGGGGACAUUGACGUCAACACCAAAGGGAAAUUGCGUUAUCUAAUGUCACAGCUCCCCGUAUUGCACAAUACUAAGGAAUGAGUUUCCCUUGAAGUGUGACUCUCACCUCAAUCAAAACAAGAAAAGAUAGUCAAAGAGUUUAUGUUCCUCAGUCAAGUCCAGGCUCUCAGUCAUCAUCAUCCCACUAUGGAACCAGAAGUGUCAAGAGCAGAGAGAUAGGACAUUUCAGAUAUAAUGGGCUUUUCUCAAAUGUUUUACAUCUCUACAACCACUGAUAAUUCAUUGCAUUUUGUCAAAGUCACAGCUGCUUUGUCGUAAUUCACUGGCAGCACAAUUCAGUCCCAUAAAUGUGAAAUAUUGAUGUUAAUGUAUAGUACCUAAAAUAUUAUGUGUAUUGACUCUCUUCACUAAAUCAUUAAUUGAUGAUGUAAUGUAAAUGUUAAAAAUGGCCGCAGGCAUGCAUGCUUUGCUUUUGCAGCAAUUGCCUACGGUAUGUCUUAUGGUGGGAAAAAGCGCUGUAUUUCUGUCAUUGCCACAUGCGGGGACAAUAUAAUGUGUAAAUAGUGUUUGUGCUCUGCAUGUAGAUGCUGACUGUGUGAACGACUGAACGUGCGUGUGUGUGCAUGCGUGUGUGUGUAUGCGUGUGUGUGCGCUAGGAGGGAGGCUCAGGCAGAUGUGUGUUAGCUAAUGCUGUCUGAGAGCAGCUGGGCAGGGCGAAUAGACGAGCAAUAACACAAUGACAUCACCCAGAGUGUGUGUGUGUGAGAGAGAGAGAGAGAGAGAGAGAGAGGGAGAGAGAGAAGGCUGAAGCAGGCCAGCUCAGAUGCAGAGAGGCUGGAGAGUGAAUUGAGCCUGUGGGAGAGGACCAUACAGCACUCACACAACAGGGGAUACAGGAUAUAGAUUUCUUCCCUCUCUACCAUUGCACCUCUCCCCCUCCCCCUUUCCCCUUCCCCUCAUCCUCUGUCAGCCCCUCUCAGCCUCUGCUUCAGGCUGCUCCUCCGGGCAUGCUACUUAAGCCAAAGUAUGGCCGCUUUCGCAACGACUCUGUGACCUCCUCCGACGACCUGAUGCAGAGCUUAGCCAUGAGCGGCAAAGUGGUGGCCACCCCGGUGGUCCUCUCCUCCGCCCCCAGCCUGCCACUGCCCUCCCUGCCUCCUCUGGAGUCCAUCCCCCGGUCCUCUUCCGCAGCCCCUGCUCUGGCCGACUCCCCCUGCCUGGACGGGGAGCAGGACGCCACCACCACUUUCUGCAUGCUCAUCCCCAGGAUGCCUCAGUGGAAGUUCUCCAACUCGCUGCUCAGCAGGAGCCCCUCCAACUCCAGCUCCAGCUCCACCAAGGACUCGGGCAAGGCUGCAGCCCCCUCAUCACAGGGCUCGCACGGCCCCAGUGGCGCUUCUGCCCCCAAUGGUCCCGUGGCCAGUCUGGCCGCUGUCUUUAACUCCUGUGACCCUGUGUGUGUCAACUCCUGUUCCCUACAGGCCAUCAGCAGGCAGAGAUCUGCAGCGGGCUCAGCCAGUCCAGGUGGCCACGGCACAGGGGCUGCAGAGGGCACAGGGAGCCCCGGGGGCCACAGCGGAUCCAGGACGGGGAUGAACCGCAGGACAAGGGUGGAGGGCAUGUGGCUGGGAGGGGAGGACUUCAACCAGAAGGGCAGCUUCAUCCACAAGCCCUCCCAGGGCUGGCUGCACCCAGACAAGAAGAUCACAGGCUCUGGGGCUUCCUACAUAGUCAGGUACAUGGGCUGCAUUGAGGUGUUAAAGUCGAUGCGAUCGCUGGACUUCAACACUCGGACCCAGGUGACGAGGGAGGCCAUCAACAGACUGUGUGAAGCUGUGCCUGGGGGCAAAGGGGCCUGGAGGAGGAAGAACAUUAACAAGGCCCUGCAAUCCAUCAUGGGGAAGAGUAACCUGCGCUUCGCUGGUAUGAGCAUCGCUGUCAACAUCUCUAUAGAGGGCCUCAGUUUGCUCAUCCCCACCACACGACAGGUGAUAGCACACCAUCCCAUGCAGUCCAUCUCCUUUGCCUCUGGGGGAGACACGGACACGCCCGAUUAUGUUGCUUAUGUGGCCAAAGAUCCAGUCAAUCAGAGAGCAUGCCAUAUCCUGGAGUGUUGUGACGGUCUAGCCCAGAAUGUCAUCAGCACCAUCGGGCAGGCCUUCGAACUGCAGUUUAAACAGUACCUCCACAGCCCUCCCAAAGCCAUCCCCUCCAUGGAGAGGAACAUCAGGACAGAAGACUCGGCGUGGGGUGAUGACGAGGACUCCUUGGAGCACGACUACUACAACAGCAUCCCGGGGAAGGUGCCUCCUUUUGGGGGAGUGGUGGACUCAAGGCUGAAGCCUUUUACGGCCUUGCUGGGCCACGUCCACAGCCAACCAGAGAGCAAGGCAGCGCAGAUGGGUUCUCCGGCCAGGAGAGACACAGCUUCCUACCCUUCAGGUCAGCUGUGCUACGAGCUGCACUGGGAUACUGAAAACAAUGGCAGCUCAGGUCUGAUAGCAGAUGGUUACCAGCAGGCAGACGGCCAGCCUCCGGGGAGCAGGGACUAUGAGGAGCACCUAUAUGUGAACACCCAGAGGCUGGAGGGAUUGGAGCAGGGAGCAGAGGGCCACAGGGGGGCCAGGGGGCAAGACAGCCCCAUGAAAGACAUCUUUGACAUGAGACCCUUUGAGGAUGCUCUAAAGAUGCACAAGGCUGGUGGUGUCGGUGGUAACGGUGGGGUGUGUGUGUUGAAGGACCAGUGGCCCAGCCCGCCCCGACGUCGUGCCCCAGUCGCCCCUACAGAGGAGCAGCUCCGGCGAGAGGCCUGGUACCACGGGCGUAUGAGCCGCCGUGAUGCUGAGAAACUGCUGGUUCGAGACGGGGACUUCCUUGUACGAGACAGUGCCACCAACCCAGGCCAGUAUGUCCUGACGGGCAUGCACUGUGGUCUGCCCAAACACCUGCUACUGGUCGACCCAGAGGGAGUGCCCACUCCUCCUCGUCACUGUCAGGUACGCACCAAAGACAUGCUGUUUGAGAGCAUUAGUCACCUGAUCAGCUACCACCUGAAGAACGAGCUGCCCAUCGUGGCGGCCGAGAGCGAGCUGCACCUCAAACAGGUGGUCCGUAGGAAACAGUGACCCAGCCAGCCACAGAAGUGAUGACUCCCUGGAAUGGAGUCAGAGGUGUUCCCUGUAAGCCCCAGGGAGGAAGAUCUUCACUGCCAUAUCCAUAUCCCCAGAAUCAGAGCAUUCACUGGGGUAGGAGGACAGGCGACUCCCUCUGCCCAGGACCCAGGGGCAUGGCUGCAGUACUUGGCUUCCUCCCGCAGUGCCCACAAACUGUCCACCAUUUCCACCUGAACUCUCAGCAUGCAGUCAUUAAGCUAAGCAACACCUGGACGCCUCGGAUUGGGAGGUAACAGCCCAGUCAAUCACAAGGAUGGAAUUCGAGGUCAGAGGUCAUAGAGGAUCAGAUUACAUCAUCACAGUGACAUACAGUAGUUGUUCCAUAGGAAAUCAUUAUUUUUGAGUGCAUGAUGAUGUUGCACCUCAUAAUGAGUCUCAAACUGCUGUAGUCAAUCACAGUCCCAGAAUGAUUUGGGUUCCCUGUGUCUUUCAGUGAACAAAUGUGAACAUUCAUAGACAAAAACAUUGUAUAUGAUAUGUAAGAAAAUCCUGGCAGAAAAAUAUCACUCAAUUGUUUAAUCAAAAUGCAGUUCUUUGCUCCUGAGACAUUGGGAUGCUUUAAUUGACUUUUAUAAACUGUUCAUCUGCAGCAGUAGUACCUGCAACUUCAUGAGAUGUAUUCAUAUGUAAUCUCAGGACCAAAUUCUGCAGGCUUUAAAUAUCUGAUUGCAUGAAUUGAAAUAUGCUUUAGAGAGUACUAACCAGACACAAACCUAGAAAAUGUGUCUGUCCCUCUGUCCCCUCAAUAUCUACAAAACUACAUAACACAAAAUACAUGGGCAGAACUCUGAAUAUCAAUGUGAUUGUUCAAUUAUAACCACAUACUUGUCAAAGUGUUUGUAUCGGACAGUCAUAGCUCAUCAAUGAAUACCUACCCGAGUUGUGUAUUAUCAAGCCUACUGUAUGAAGUUAUCACACUGGUCAGAGCCUGGGCUCUCAGAAGGCAGACUACAUUGCUAUAAAUGACUCAGUGUAUAUAUAAUGAAUAUCUCCUCAGACCCGUAAAAUAGUUCAGUGCCUUAAUUGUCCAUGUGUUUCAUAUCUUUCCUCCCAAAUCGCUUGUACAGUGUGUACUACCACAGCAGAAAUACAGUAGUGUGUACUGGAUGUACGUAUGUAUGUAUGCCCUGAGAACAAAUGACACAUUUUCUUGCCAUGCCAAACCAUACUUUAGUCAAUGGAUGGAGUGGACUGAAAGAAAUCAUCCCUUUUUAUUGUGAAACAUUCUAUAAGCUGCUGAUGUAUGGGGGGGGAUCCUGUGUUGUUAAUGGCAGCAUGUUUGAUCAGUAGAUAGGGGAUCCCCUGGUCUCUGCUGUGUCUCUGUCUCUGUCCAGACACAGGGAAAGAGACAGGACAUGGCUUUCUGUGACGUUAGUAUACUUUAUGCAACUUUUCUAAAAUGACCCCUUUGCUUUCUCAGGACUUUCUUGUAUCUACUCUUCUUUUAACUAAAUGCAUUCUUUUCAAUAAAAUGAAGGUUAUUCAAAUGUG